AUGACGUACCUGCAAAAAGCGACUGUGCUGCUCUUCUUGGCUUUAUCAGUAUCAGGUAAGUCCUCCAAGUGAAAAUCCUCAUUCCUACAAAGCAAAAUAAAAUCUACAAAAUUUAAUAAUUAUCAUAAUUAGUAAUUCUGUAUAAAAUAAUGUCUAUUUAACUUGUGAUUUUUGUAUUUCCACUGUUUUAAAGAGACAUUCGCUGGAAGAAUCAUUGGAGGUCAUGAGGUUAAACCGUACACAAAUCCAUACCAGGCAUCCCUGCAGUAUAAGAACAGGAGACACUACUGUGGCGGAACGUUGGUGCACCCUCAAUGGGUGGUGUCUGCUGCCCACUGCUGGAGACCGUGAGUAUUACAUCGGACAGUAACAGUUAUUAAGAUAAAAGUACAGAUUUAAUGCCCUAAAAUUUCUCUGAUAUAAUUAGAAAAAUAGUACAAUAUUUGAUUUAAUAAAAGAAAACACUCUUGUACACAUACCUUGAAUAUGUACUUGUUAUCAUGUAAGUUUAUACACGAUAACAGUUGAAUACAAACAGGGUUUCUACACAGCUAAGAGUUUGAAUUACCAUUUAUUGUAUUUUAAAACUCACUUUCUAAGUCCCAUAUUUCUGUUUUUCAGGAGCAAUCUGGUCCAAGUGGUGCUGAGUGAACACAACCUGAAGAAAAAUGAAGGAUUUGAGCAGGUUUUCAACGUUUCAGACAUAUAUGUACACAGCUACAACAGCAAGACGUUCAACAACGACAUCAUGCUCCUCAAGGUAGGCAGAAGGUCAAAUAUGGUCCCCUGAGUUUAUGACACAUGCAGACAAAAUUCACCAUUAAAUAGUAAGGAUAUUUUAGUGAUGUAGAGUCAGGGGCCACAGACGGAAACUCAAAUGUGCCUUAUGUGUGUUACAGCUGAGUAGACCAGCACAGCUCAAUGCCAACGUCCAGCCGGCUCGUCUCCCAGAUCAGAGCACUCCACCGCUUUAUAACGACGUCUGCACAGUGAGUGGCUGGGGUGUGACGAAGCUGUACAGUUACACCCUGUCCCCUGUGCUCCGUGCCGUGGAUGUGAGGAUAAUCCCUUACUGCCAUUAUUAUUACUACUGGCGGAUGAUCACUUCAAACAUGCUGUGCGCCGGAUCUCGAUUCGGUGGAAAGGAUUCCUGUCAGGUACAGACUUUUUAUUCCUCUCCAGAUGUGCUGAAGAUUCGGAAAUUCACCAGUUUGGUUCUCUGGGUCAAUAAUUGAUUAGAUUUAAAUAAACCAUAGACUAGAGUCAGAAGAUGAAGGUGAACGGUACGUGCUGGGCUUCCCAUGACCGUGGCGUACCAUCUUACCAAGCUCAAACAUUCAAAAUGGGCUCACAGACUUAGUUAGCAGGGCAAAUAUCUGACAAAUGAAUACUUUAAGAAUUGAAUGUAACUCACAAAAUAAUCCUGAUGGGCUGAUAAUAUAGUUUACUUAGCUUAAAGAUGUGUAGUUUAUCCAAUAUCCCCAGGAACAUUUGUCCAAACGGCAAAAACAGAACUAAAAUAGCCGAUGGGUUUAUUAACUAGCUUUGGUGUCAACUAGCAUACUUCCAUACUUUGCUGUAAACUUAUAUUUCUGUUGAGUUAGACUUUAUAAUAUGGGGCCUAAUGGGGUUUAACUCAGUCUUGAAGCUUGCCUCAAGUGGCCACUGGAGGUACUGCAGCUUCACUGGUUUAAUGUCUCGAGAGUCGAGGUUGUAACUUGGUUUAAACACCUUUUAUCCUUUUAAUUCUGAGUGCUCUCAUAUCCACCCAAGACUGGAAUUUAUAAGAUUAACCAUCAUGUCUGAUGUUUCCUGUUGAUCCACAGGGCGACUCUGGUGGUCCCCUUAUCUGCAACGGCUACUUUGAGGGCAUCGUCUCCUGGGGUAUCAGCUGUGCGAACCCGUACUUCCCUGGAGUCUACACCAAAGUGAGGAGUUACGUCAACUGGAUCAACUGGAUCAUCGCGAAUAAAACAACCUAA
Xyrichtys novacula (pearly razorfish) is the source of this 1982-nucleotide messenger RNA. Lineage: Eukaryota; Metazoa; Chordata; Actinopteri; Labriformes; Labridae. The record is from the annotation of a GenBank genome assembly.